AUGAUGUUCCCGCCAAAUAUCAUCGAGGCAACAUUCAGGACUUACAAGACACGGCAGAUUACAGAGGUUGUCGAAGCGACGAUGAUGCCGAUGAUGACACAGACCACAGACAUGAUGACGGACUCGAUGACCACGGACAUGAUGAAUACCACGGGGAUGAUGAACUCGACAACGAUGACGGGUCCCAUCACCAUCGUGUAUUCGAGUGGGGGUUAUGAGUACAAGUCCAAUAUCCUGGGCCUGGUCGUGUUCUCCUGCGUGUUUGGUGCUGUACUCGGGCGUCUUGGUGAGAAGGGGGUACCCUUCAAGGCCGUGGUCGAGUCCAUCAUGGAAUGCGUCAUGGUCAUCGUCGGCUAUAUCAUCUGGUUAUCCCCCAUUGGAGUAUUCUUCCUGGUCCUUGGUAAGAUCCUCAGUAUGGAUGAUUGGGCCUUGGUCUUCCAACAAAUCGGGAUGUACUCCGCCACUGUCAUCCUGGGUCUUCUCAUCCAUGGGUUUAUUAUUCUACCGCUCCUCUACCUCAUCUUCACCCGGUCCAACCCCUUCACCUUCCUCAAGGGUGUGGCCCCAGCCAUGGUGACGGCCUUUGCCACCGCAUCAAGCUCGGCCACUCUACCCGUAACCAUCACAAGUCUUGAGAACAAUAAUAAGAUUGAUAAAAGAGUCACUCGUUUCGUACUUCCCAUUGGUGCAACCAUUAACAUGGACGGAACAGCCCUCUACGAAGCCGUGGCAGCCAUCUUCAUUGCCCAGGUCAACGACUACAGCCUCGACGCCGUCGACGUCAUCGUCAUCAGUAUCACAGCUACCCUUGCUAGUGUCGGGGCAGCAGGCGUGCCACAAGCCGGUCUCGUAACCUUAGUAAUCGUCCUCAACGCAGUGGGUCUACCAGCCGAUGACAUCACUCUUAUCCUCGUCAUUGAUUGGUUUCUGUAA
Lytechinus pictus (painted urchin) is the source of this 933-nucleotide messenger RNA. Its product is annotated as excitatory amino acid transporter 1-like. The transcript is spliced from 5 exons. Lineage: Eukaryota; Metazoa; Echinodermata; Echinoidea; Temnopleuroida; Toxopneustidae. Bases 1 to 933 code for a protein of 310 amino acids. Gene Ontology annotation, molecular function: glutamate:sodium symporter activity; neutral L-amino acid transmembrane transporter activity; L-glutamate transmembrane transporter activity. The record is from RefSeq and is a predicted model, not a curated record. Gene Ontology annotation, cellular component: plasma membrane. Gene Ontology annotation, biological process: L-glutamate transmembrane transport.